Klebsormidium nitens is the source of this 1677-nucleotide messenger RNA. The record is from the annotation of a GenBank genome assembly. Lineage: Eukaryota; Viridiplantae; Streptophyta; Klebsormidiophyceae; Klebsormidiales; Klebsormidiaceae.
AGCAAAUGCGUCGUCUUGCGUCGUCUUUAUCGCACCUGUUUUGACUUGCAAUCAAAGCUUCAUCGAUUCGAUACGCUCCGCAUAUCGCUUGAGGCUCUGUCGCAAUUUGCUCUGGCAAAAUGGUAUGCGCCCGAAUAUGAUGCAAAACCGUUCAACUUCUGCUUCCUUCCAGGACAAACCUCAUUGCACAGCUGGCAUCGCACAGCUUGCUCCUCACAACAACUGCACAGCUGGCAUGGUCGAAACCAGCCGGGUUGAGGAAGGCGUCAGAAAGCAUUGUUUCUCAGGCGACAGAGCAGGGCUGAUCGGGGCCUUCCAGAAAUGCAUCAGGGCUGCAGGCGCUUGACGAAAUGGGCGUUGUGCAAAUGUUGGACAGUUUCUUUGAUAGACCUGUUGUGUGCUUAUUUACUUGCAACAUCUAAUCGGGCCUUGGAUCUAGGUGCAACAGUAGGGAACCAAGAGCAGAACAAUACAACUGCAGGGCAGCUCUCAAAAGGCGCAAGUUUGGAACACCUUCUUUCAUAGGGGGAGUUGGAGAAGAUCAGGAGGGGAAGAAGCAAUGGGCAAUGUUUUUCGGAAGCUCUUGGACCAGCUCUUCGGCAGCACGGAGAUGCGGGUUGUCAUGCUUGGACUGGACGCAGCUGGAAAGACGACCAUCCUGUACAAAUUGCACAUUGGGGAAAUACUUUCCACUGUGCCAACAAUUGGUUUCAACGUCGAGAAGGUCCAAUACAAAAAUGUGCAGUUCACUGUGUGGGACGUGGGUGGGCAAGAGAAGCUGCGGCCACUGUGGCGGCACUACUUUGGGAACACCGAUGGGCUGAUCUACGUCGUCGACUCGCUGGAUAAAGAACGAAUACACAAGGCAGCGGCUGAGUUUUCGACGAUAAUAUCGGAUCCGUUGAUGAGAAAUAGCGCCAUCUUAGUGUUUGCCAACAAACAGGACAUGCCGCGAUGCAUGACGGUCGCUGAGGUAGCGGAGGCGCUCGGUCUUCAAAAGCUGCGGAGUCGGCAAUGGCAUAUACAGGCCACGUGUGCCACGAAAGGGGAGGGUUUGUACGAAGGUCUAGACUGGCUUGCGGCUACUCUGAAAAAGAUGCAGUCUGGCGGGGCCCAGACGUCGGUGCCAGCUUGACCCUGCCAGGGUCACCUCUCCUUGUACUUACUAACAAAUAGCCAAUCAUUCUUGGAUAGUGUAGCAUGUGCUGUAAAAUGUGGAUGAAACGUACAGUGACAAAGGCUCCAAAGCUGGAUACUAAUCAGUGAGCAUAUUCUCGUCUAAUGUUGCCCCGAACGGACAGCAUCCGAUUGGGGUCGUUCGGUGAUCUUUGCCGUCGGUAGGGCCGGGGAAGGCGGGCUGCGCAGGCUGCAUGCAACAGUGCGUCCCUCAUGUGGUUUGGUGGUCAUGUCAACCAAUUUGAAUAUGGGGGAGACGGUGUGCAACACCAGUCUAUCAGGCGCGUACCUCCACCAGAAACAGACUAAGAAUCCCAUCUUUCUACGGGAUCCUUGGAUGCACUUGGAAGCACACGACGGCCGAUUUUCGGAGUUCCGUACCCUUAUAAUGGUUCCCUUUUGCAAACUUAACAAUAAGGGCUACCUGGUUUUAUCUCCUUCAUUCGAUGAUAACGGCGCAACCAUAUAAAUUUGCUUGAUCGCUUUUUAAUCAACUUCCAC